AUGAGGAAAAAGUUAUUAAAGUUGAAACUACGAAAGGUGAAAGAGUUAAUGGGCAAAGUAGCAAAGUGGCAAGGAAGCAAAGGAGGGAAGGAGCAGGGUUACCAAUGCCGUGGUAGGAAACGAGUGAAGAACCAAAGGAGUGAGGACACGAAGGAGCGGUAUAGCGUAAAAGCGAACGGUCAAAUGAGUGAGGUAGCGAAAAAGCCUAAGAGCGGACAAUUGAACGUUACGCUUACGACGGUAAAAACUGCUGAACAAAUUUCAUCGAUGAUCUUAAAGAAAUUGGAAACUGACGGUUUAGAUAUUCAGAACUGCCGUGGCCAAGCUUACGAUAACGCUGCUACAAUGGCCGGUAUUCGCAACGGAGUACAAUCUAAAAUCCGGGAGAUUAAUCCUAAAGCAACGUUCAUUCCUUGCUCGAACCACAGUUUGAAUCUUGCUGGCGUUCAUGCAGCAUCUGUUUCGGCAAGUUCCGUUACUUUUUUCGGAACACUAGAACGUAUAUUUGUAUAUUUUUCGUCAUCGACACAGCGUUGGGAUGCUUUACUUCAAGUGACAAAACAAGGUGUAAAGAGGCUCGUUGACACACGCUGGAGUUCUCGACACGACGCUGUUGCAGUGAUAAAAAAUCAUUUUGAAGAAAUUCUGGAGGUACUGGAAAAGUUGAACGAAAACCACAAUGAAAACGCCAAGACUCGUUCAGAUGCUGGAAUAUUGCUUUGCUCCCUUCGAACUUUUUCGUUUCUCGGGUAUCUCAGCCUUUGGAGUACUGUUCUUUCAGAAAUAAAUGAUACUCAAAAAUACUUGCAAAGACAAGGUCUAAACGUUAAAAAUUGUGCUGAAAAAGUUGCAGCUUUAAAAAUUUACUUAGAGACAAACAGGGAGAAAAUCGUUACCAAAGCCGCCGAAUAUGCAACCUUGAUGUGUGAAAAGCUCGAUAUAAGCGUUACUUCUAAACGUACAAAAAAGAGAAAGCAGAUUCACGGAGACGGAUCCGAGGGCGUUUCGCUCACCCCAGCACAAGAGCUUAGUCGAGAAAUGUACGGAGCUGUUGAUAGAAUUAUUGAAGAAAUAACGACUCGAUUUCAGCAGUUGGACGAAAUUCGACAAAAGUACAGCUUUCUUUUUCCGGAAUCGCUGCUGGACCCGCAGAAAGAAGACAAUUUUGAUUUUGAGCUUCCCGAUGAUGUGAACAGGGAAGACUUCAAUGUAGAGCGUGACCGCCUUCGAAAUUUUUGCAACGCUGCUAAUCACAAAGUUGAAACGUUUUCAAGUGAUCCUUUAAGUCUUUUGAAGUUUAUCCAACGUUAUCAACGUGAAAUUUCCGUGCCGAACAUUGUUAUCAUGCUGAAAAUUUUCCUGUCUUUUGCUGUUAGUGUUGCAUCGUGUGAAAGGAGUUUUUCUAAGCUGAAGCUUAUUAAAAAUUACCUUCGUUCGCAAAUGUCUUCUUUGCGCUUGCGAAAUUUAGCGAUUUUGUCAAUUGAAAGAAAGUUGACAAAUGAAAUUGACUUUGACGACCUUAUUAAGGAAUUCGCAGCAAGAAAAGCCAGAAGAAUUAAUAUUUAG
This is a messenger RNA of Photinus pyralis (common eastern firefly), 1566 nucleotides long. RefSeq names its product zinc finger MYM-type protein 1-like. Lineage: Eukaryota; Metazoa; Arthropoda; Insecta; Coleoptera; Lampyridae. The transcript is spliced from 2 exons. The coding region runs from base 1 to 1566 and encodes 521 amino acids. The record is from RefSeq and is a predicted model, not a curated record. Gene Ontology annotation, molecular function: protein dimerization activity.